GGUUACUGAUCAUUCUUGUGUGGGAGAGCCGUGGUCAAACUUUAGGGCCAUUUGAUGGACAGCGAGAAGGUGUGUGUCACUGGCGCUUCUGGUUUCCUGGCAUCUUGGCUCGUGAAGCGGCUACUGGAGGAGGGAUAUUACGUCGUCGGGACUGUGCGCGAUCCAGACGAUGCGAGCAAGACUGCCCACCUGUGGGAGCUUCCGGGGGCGAGAGAGAGGCUGGAUCUCAAGAAGGCCGACCUUAUCACGCCAGGCGCCUUUGACGAUAUUGUCCAAGGCUGCCAUGGAGUUUUCCAUAUCGCGGCUGCCGUGACUAACCGGUACAAGGAGGAUCCACUGACCGAGAUUGUUGAUCCAUGCGUGCUUGGAACUCUGAACGUGCUUAAUGCCUGUAAACGAUCCACAACAGUCAAGCGAGUGGUGUGCACGUCAUCCGUGGCUGCUGUUAGCGCGAGGAACGACUUCAAGCCCGAUGACGUCUUGGAUGAAUCGGUUUGGAGCGCCCCGGACUUCUGUCGGGAGAUCGAGAUGUGGUAUGGUCUGGGGAAGACUCUAUCCGAGCAAGCAGCACUCGAGUUUGGGAAAGAAAACGGCUUAGAUGUGAUCACAAUCGCGCCCAGCUUAAUCGUUGGAGAACUACUCUCGUCCAGGGCCACCGCAAGCGUUGCUGAUAUUAUCCUACAGCUCCAAGGAGCCAAGCAGUGGUUCAAUUACGCUGGAUACGUCCAUCUCGACGACGUUGCUCAAGCUCACCUCCUCGCUUAUACAAAUCCCAAAGCCAGUGGAAGAUACGUUUGUUCAGCGAUCAACAUGAGUACUAUCGACCUCGCCAGCUUCUUGUCCAAGCGGUAUCCCAAGCACCAAAUCACCGACGAGAUCGAGGUCGUCUCUCUGGCAGAGUUCAAGGGAUUCAGCUCCAGAAAGCUUCAAGAUGAGCUUGGGCUCCAAUUCAAGUCUCUGGAGCAAAUGUUUGACGAUUGCAUUGCGAGCUUGGAGCGCAAAGGCCUCUUAACUUUGAGUUAGUAGUUUACUGCAACUCAAAUAACACGAACACACUUCUUCUCCUUGAAUAAAAUCUCUCUGAUUUGAUCCAAGAA
Selaginella moellendorffii is the source of this 1097-nucleotide messenger RNA. RefSeq names its product tetraketide alpha-pyrone reductase 1. The record is from RefSeq and is a predicted model, not a curated record. Gene Ontology annotation, molecular function: oxidoreductase activity, acting on the CH-OH group of donors, NAD or NADP as acceptor. The transcript has 6 exons. Bases 55 to 1023 code for a protein of 322 amino acids. Lineage: Eukaryota; Viridiplantae; Streptophyta; Lycopodiopsida; Selaginellales; Selaginellaceae.